AUGAACGCAUCCUGUUAUGACUUUAUCGUUGUCGGCGGUGGUACUGCUGGUUUGGUCGUCGCAGCCCGCCUUUCCGAAGAUCCUAGCCAGCAGGUUCUGGUGUUGGAAGCUGGGUCCGAUGCCAGUGAAGAUCCACGUGUCAAAACCCCAGGGCUUUGUAUGUCCUUGUUAGGAUCCGAUCUCGAUUGGGGCUUCGAAUCACAGAUUCAGCCUCACCUCGAUGGCCGAGCCGUCAGUUUGAAUCAGGGUAAAGCCCUAGGUGGUUCGAGUGCCAUCAAUUUCCAAAUAUUCGUUCCUCCGGUCCCUUCUAUGGUGAACGACUGGGAAUCUAUCCUUGGGAAUAACGGCUGGAAUUGGGAAACUCUUAGCCCUUACUUCGCCAAGGCUUAUACCUCUGCCCCCGCCGAGGAGGGCUCGGAAGAGACACUUGGAAUCGAUGGGUGGACCAAUAGGGGUACUACUUUCGGGCCAAUCCGCACGUCAUUUGCUGGUGAUCUAUCCCAUCCGAUCAGGAAGAUCUGGGCCGAUACAUUCCGAAGUACUGGGCAGUACAUGACCCAAGACCCACUUCACAAUGCCUCUGUGGGUAGUUUCACUUCCCUUUCAUCCGUCGACCCAACCACACAGGAGAGAAGCCAUUCCGCAGUUGCCUAUUACCAUCCAAUCAAAUCAAGAAAAAAUCUGAAAGUCUUCACCAAUGUCCACGUAGAAAAGGUGCUCCUUGAUGACCAAAGACGAGAUGGCAAGGGGGUAAAAGCGAUCGGCGUGGCGUAUCGAUGCAAUGGAGAGCUGAGAGAAAUCACCUGCAGCAAAGAGGUCAUCAUGGCGGCGGGUGCACUACAGACACCCAAAAUCUUGGAGCUCUCUGGAAUAGGAAACAGCAGCCUCCUUCGACAGCAUGGAAUUGACUCCGUUGUUGAGCUCCCAGGAGUUGGAGAAAACCUUCAGGAUCAUCUUAUGUGCUCCAUGAGCUUUGCGGCGGUGGACGAUCUAGAAACAUUUGAUGCAUUCUACCGACAAGAGCCUGAUGCAGUGAAAGACGCAAUGGAAAGGUAUGAUCAGGAUCGAAGAGGACCCCUCGCUUCGUUUGGUGCCUACACCUGCGCAUUUCUCCCUGUUCUCGACCAUAUCCCCGCCGAAGGUCGACAAAGGCUUACCAAGUUGCUGGAAGCAAAUCGUCCUGCACCUAGUCAGGAGACCACGCCGGCUCAUGCCCAGGCUCGGGCGUAUUACCAGAUAGCCGAGACCAGUUUACUCGAUCCUAACCAGCCGUCUUGUGCGUACCUGUCCUUCAUUGCUCAGCACGUCGGGUCUUUCGAACCCAACACGAAAUCCUUCUCCAUCAGCGCGAUGCAUUCACACCCUCUGUCCCGCGGAACUGUUCAUAUCAAAUCAUCGGAUGCGGCAGUGAGCCCAGCUGUCGACCCCAACUUCCUAUCUAACCCAGUAGACUUGGAGAUAUUUGCAGAGAACAUGCUUCAGAUCGAGACGCUGGUUCGCACAGCCCCUUUGAGUCAGCUUAUCCAGCAACCCGUCGUCCACCGCGAUCCAGACUCAAACUUGACAGACCUGGAUGCGGCCAAGAAAUGGAUUCGAAAGAACGCCACGUCUAUGUGGCAUUAUGUGGGCACUUGUGCAAUGCUCCCUAAGGAGUUGAAUGGUGUGGUAGACAAUACCCUGAAAGUCUAUGGGGUGGACAAUCUUCGUGUCGUGGACUCAAGUGCCAUCCCAGUUAUUAGUACCGCUAAUAUUCAGGCAACUGUCUAUGCCUUUGCCGAGAGAGCGGUCGAUUUGAUCAAGGAAUGCCAUGGGUUGAAAUGA
Molecule: messenger RNA, 1821 nt
Organism: Hypoxylon fragiforme
Lineage: Eukaryota; Fungi; Ascomycota; Sordariomycetes; Xylariales; Hypoxylaceae
Product: putative GMC oxidoreductase
Exons: 3
Coding region: 1-1821 (606 amino acids)
Molecular function (GO): flavin adenine dinucleotide binding; oxidoreductase activity, acting on CH-OH group of donors
Source: RefSeq, a predicted model, not a curated record